GGAAAUCAAUUUGAUAUCAUUGGUGGUCCAAAACAUGGAAACAAUAACUGUUUUUGGUCCAAAACAUGGAUCUCCGCUCUCUCUUCCUUCUCGAACUAACAUGUGUUGGGAAAUGAAACCCUCUCGCUUUCCACUUACGUCAGUUCGCGGUAAGCCAGCAAAACAGGUUGGUUUGAAGGUAAGUGCUUCUUGUGAUCGUCCAAUCUCAAAGUUGCCACCUUCUAAAUGGACUAAUUACUUCCACUCUGUUUUGGUCGAUGUCUCGGAAAUGGAUGUUCUUGAAAGAGAAAUAGAGGCACUAAAGCCGAACGUGAGAGAGAUGCUCAUGUCUUCUAAAGGCUAUGACUCGGUGAAGAAGAGAAGCCUUAUGAUCUAUUUGCUAGUGAGCCUUGGUCUCGCGUAUCACUUUGAAGAGGAGAUCGAGAAGAGUCUAAAAGAUGGUUUCGAGAAGAUAGAUGAGAUUAUUGCCGGUGAAGAUGAUUUGUACACAAUUUCCACCAUCUUUUGGGUUUUCAGAACAUAUGGUUACAACAUGUCUUCCGAUGUAUUCAGGAGAUUUAAAGAGGAAAAUGGGAAGUUUAAGGAAAGUCUUAUCGAGGAUGCGAGGGGUAUGUUGAGCUUGUAUGAGGCCGCUCACUUAGGGACGACGACAGAUUAUAUAUUGGAUGAAGCGUUGGACUUUGCAUCAAACAACUUGGUGUCCUUAGCUGAAGACGGGAUGUGCCCGUCUCAUCUCUCAACGCAUAUACGAAAUGCUCUUAGUAUAUCUCAGCAUUGGAACAUGGAGAUAAUAGUUGCAGUGCAAUAUAUCCGGUUCUAUGAACAAGAAGUUGGUCAUGACGAGAUGCUACUAAAGUUUGCCAAGCUCAACUUCAAUUUAGUCCAGCGUCUUUACCUUCAAGAAGUCAAAAUCCUUACAAAGUGGUAUAAGGAUCAGGACAUACACUCUAAAUUGCCGCCUUACUACAGACCGGUGGUCACCGAAAUGCACUUCUUUUCAACAGCAACGUUCUUCGAGCCACAGUUCUCACAUGCGAGGAUUUUGCAGACUAAGUUGUUUAUGGCUGAAUUGCUGGUUGAUGACACAUGUGACAGAUAUGCUACUUUUUCUGAGGUCGAAAGCCUCAUCAAUAGUUUGCAAAGGUGGGCUCCGGAUGAUGCCAUGGAUACACACCCUGACUAUUUGAAAGUCGUGUUUAAAUUUAUAUUGAAUGCCUUUGAGGAAUGUGAGAAAGAGUUGAGACCACAAGGAAGAUCUUACAGUCUAGAGCAAACAAAAGAAGAGUACAAGAGAUUCGCUAAAUCCAAUCUUGACUUGGCCAAAUUGGCACAAGCGGGUAACGUGCCGAGCUUUGAGGAGUACAUGGAGGUUGGUAAAGAUGAGAUUGGGGCGUUUGUGAUUGUAGCAGGCUCUUUGAUGGGUAUGGAUAAUAUCGAUGCAGUGGAAGCUUAUGACUUUUUGAAAUCCAGAUCUAAAUUCAGUCAAUCUUCAGCUGAAAUUGUGCGUUAUUUGAAUGACCUGGCUGGUUUCGAGGAUGACAUGAGAAGAGGAUGUGUCUCUACUGGAUUGAAUUGUUAUAUGAAUCAAUAUGGGGUUACUGAAACUGAAGUCUUUCGUGAAUUCCGAAAAAUGGUUAUGAACACCUGUAAGAUAAUGAACGAAGAAUUCUUGAAGACAACUGAUGUGCCACUUCGAGUUCUGAAAACAAACUUUUCAUGUGUACGCUCGGGCUUCGUUGGCUAUAAUGAAGGGGAAGGAGUGACCUAUCCGGAAGGUAAAAUCACAAAAUACCUCACCUCGUUAUAUGUCGAUCAGAUAUAAUUU
Messenger RNA from Arabidopsis thaliana (thale cress), 1825 nucleotides. RefSeq names its product Terpenoid cyclases/Protein prenyltransferases superfamily protein. Gene Ontology annotation, cellular component: cytoplasm. Bases 35 to 1822 code for a protein of 595 amino acids. The transcript has 7 exons. Lineage: Eukaryota; Viridiplantae; Streptophyta; Magnoliopsida; Brassicales; Brassicaceae. Gene Ontology annotation, molecular function: catalytic activity; lyase activity; magnesium ion binding. Gene Ontology annotation, biological process: terpenoid biosynthetic process; diterpenoid biosynthetic process. The record is from RefSeq and is marked reviewed.